AUGGAUGGUAUCCCUGGCGCUAGGUCUUGGCUCACCUCUCUCAUCUUGCGUGGAUCAUCCGCCUUAAAAAAUGCCCGCUUUGAUGAAGCUGCUAAACUCUUCAAGAGUGCUCGUGAUGCCAGAUUUCAACUCUAUGGUGAUGACAUUUCUUUGGAAGACAUGCUUUUGCACCAUGUUCAUGGUGUUUCCUUGUUGUCUGAAAUUCCAUUUCAGGGAGGUGAUGAUCCAUUGGCUUUUGUACCGAAGGAAGCCGAUUACUAUCUUGCUGAAGAUAUAUCUUAUAGUUCUUAUAGCAAGUUAUAUAGCGAAGGUACCAUUACCCAAGAGGACUACGCAAAUCAGAUGGAAGCAGCACAGAAAGAACUAAAAAUUGCAUGGUCAAUUCUGGACAAGGAAUCAGACUGCUUAAUAGAGAAAGGAAACACUCUGUCUGCCCUUGGGGAGGUUGCACUGAGAAGAGAGGAAGCAAAUCCUGAGCGUUACUACAUCCAAGCAUCAUCCUUUUUUGAGAGUUUGGAUGACGAUUUUCAUAAACAGCGAAUAGCAGAUAUGGACAAGAUUAAAGCCAUUGAAUAUGGAGAGAAGGCUCUGUCAUCCUAUCAGACUCGACUGAAGCAGCUAAUUUCUGAAACACAGAGCUCAUCCAAACCUGCAGAGACACAGACUGCUUCUGAUCUGGAUUCAUCUUCACCAACAGAAACUGAUCCUUCUAUUCCGCAAAAGAAAAGUGAACGGAGCAGGCUGAUUGAAAAAAUCAGUAAGCUGCAAUUCAAGCUUGAUGAUCUGAAGGCAGGCUCAUCCACCUCCCUAAACCUGGAAAGAACUUCAUUGGCUCCUGCUGGUCAAAGAGAUGGAAAAGAGAAACUUUCCCAAUUAAUACAAUUAAAGCGGCAGCAAUUACCAGUGUUCAAGAAGAUGGAGAUAUCUGUGGAGAUUUAUGACAAGCAUCACAAACGAGUUCGAUAUCUUGAGCUAAACUUGUGGGAAGACUUAGAGUUGGAUUUGAGUGUGGAUCCUUAUAUGUAUUUUUUUGAUCCAAGUGAUCUUUUUGCUGAAGAAAGUGUCUUCUCUCGAAUACUUGUUCUUGAGACUCUGCAAAGUACAAACUGCUUCUUUCUCCAGAUUUUGACAAUUUCAAAGACGCUUCUAGUCCUUUCUUUGAGGGAUGCAUAUUACUUAGAGAUUUCUUGGACUAACUGCAUUGGAGUUGUUUUCCAGGUUGACAUGUGUUUAAAAGUAUUGCCCACAUUUGUUAAUCUUAAGGUGUUGACUCUACUAGUUCAUGCCAAAGAAGAAAGCUUUGUCGGAUAUAGCCAUCAACAUCUGAAGGAGGUUGAAAUAACUGGAUUCCGAGGCUACCCAAAUGACAUGGAGCUAGAAGGAUAUUCCUCAAGAAUGAUCCUGCACUAA
Messenger RNA from Dovyalis caffra, 1410 nucleotides. The record is from the annotation of a GenBank genome assembly. NCBI's taxonomy places the organism in Eukaryota, Viridiplantae, Streptophyta, Magnoliopsida, Malpighiales, Salicaceae.